Messenger RNA from Rhincodon typus (whale shark), 4462 nucleotides. RefSeq names its product zinc finger C3H1 domain-containing protein. Gene Ontology annotation, molecular function: protein binding. The transcript has 23 exons. The annotation marks the transcript as partial. NCBI's taxonomy places the organism in Eukaryota, Metazoa, Chordata, Chondrichthyes, Orectolobiformes, Rhincodontidae. The record is from RefSeq and is a predicted model, not a curated record. Gene Ontology annotation, cellular component: exosome (RNase complex); nucleus.
UCCGUUUCCGGUGCCUGUGACGGAGUCUGCGACAGGAGCCGCCAUGGAGCUGGAUGUCGAGCGGCUGUCGCCCAAAGAGGAGGGCGAGCUGGAGGAUGGCGAAAUUGACGAUGACAACGACGAGAACGUUUACCCGGAGUCGCGGCUUGUCUCGUCUUCCAUUCCCAAGCCCAGGCCCAGCAACAGCGGGGGCUCGGGCCCCAAAAGCCACCGGCCGCUGGGCUCGGGGAAUGGCCUCGUGUACCGGCUCAAGGAGCCGUACCGGGGCUUCACACAGCCACCGCCGCCUCCUCCUCCUCCCCCGCCCGCUCUCCUCGGUGACUCGCCCCGCUCCAACUUCUGGGAGAGGAGCCACGGCACCUUCGGCCGUUUCCGCUUUCGGGAGGGGUCCAACCGCGGCCGCUGGGGCCGGGGCUGUCCGGGAGCUGGCCCUCGGGGAUCUAAGAGGGGGAGACCGGGGCCCGGGCCCGCCUUCAUCGGGAACAGCAACAACAUCCGCAGGGAUUCUCCGCCCAGGAAACCAAAAUUCUUUGGACGGUUCCCAUCAAGAAGACCAGCUCAGUAUUGCAGAAAUGAUGAUGAUAUGGAUGAAACAUUUGAAGAUCUUCUUAGGAAAUAUAAAGAGAUUCAGCUGGAACUGGAAUGCCUUAAUAGAGAAGAAAAAAUGUCUCAGACUACCAAGGGAGAAAACUUGCUGGAGGAGGACAGUAGUGUUGUGUCUGGGAAUGUUAAUGUAGAAACCAACAGUAUUGAAAAGAACAAUUUACAGCUAUCCACUGAAAAACCUCAGGUGAAAGCUUUUCAGGCAUUUGAACUAAAACCUUUAAGACAGAAGCUACGUGCACCAGCUCAGAUGGAACAAGACAGCCAAAAACCAGAACCAUUGGAGCUUUCAACAAAUAAACCAGAGUCUGAAAAUAAAGAUCCAGACCAUUCUAGUUCAAAUAGUAAAGGAUUUUUGACAGAAUCUCCUUUCAAGGACAUUGUCAAAGUGGAUGAUGAAGAAGUUGAGGAAGAGAGGGAAGAGGAGGAAGAAUUGUCAGAACUCCAGUUGCGCCUUCUUGCAUUGCAGUCUGCUAGUAGAAAGUGGCAACAAAAGGAACAAUGUGUAAUGAAGGAGAGCAAAGAUAAGCUUACGAAGCCAAAAAUCUCUCAGCAGAAAGUCCGAAGUAGCCCUAAAACCCAUAUGCUGAAGAAACCACUUACUACAGCUGUCGCUACAAAGCAGGUUUUGCGAAGACAGAAAACCAGUGCGUGGAAAAAAUUACAGCAGCAAAAAGAACAAGAAAAGCAAAGAAAGGAAGAGGAAGAGAAAAAACUUAUGGAAGAGGAAGAACGCAAAAAACGUGAGGAUGAAAUCAGAAAAAUUCGUGACCUCUCCAAUCAGGAGGAGCAGUACAAUCGUUUUAUGAAACUUGUAGGAGGGAAAAGAAGAUCUGGUAGCAAGUCGACAGAAUUUGAUAUCAAAAAAUCACAGGAGAGGCCAAUGGAAGAAUCUGGAAACCUGUACCAGUAUGAUAAUUAUGAAGAAGUUGCUAUGGAAACAGAUAGUGAAACCAGUUCACCAGUAUCAUCUCCAGUGCCAUCUUCAAUCUCUGUGGAUUACCAGUCAGGGUAUUUUGUUCCAAUGCCACCUGUGCCAGUAUCUUUACAGCAUCAAAACAUGGUGGAUCCUAUAAUUCCGAAUUACUUAGAGUCCUACUUCCCUAGUCCCUUGGAACUGCCUAUGCCACCACCACCCCCACCACUACCUCCAGAGGAACCUGAGCAGCCACCUAAACCUCCGUUCGCCGAUGAGGAAGAAGAAGAAGAAAUGCUCCUUAGAGAGGAAUUGUUAAAAUCCAUAGCAAAUCGGCGUGCUUUGAAACCAGAGGAUUCACCUGAUAGUUGUGACAUGGCUUUUCCACCUCUUCCUAUUGAAAACUCCCAAUGUGGGCCAAUAAAUAAUCUUUCAACUGCUGACCUGAACUCUACAUUACAACCACGUCCCCAAAGUGCAAAGUUUACAAGAGGACCUUCAGCUCCUCGUCCAUUAAUAAUGAUUCCAAGGCACAAAGCUGUAGUAGUGAGACUGGAUGACUCUGAUGAUAGUGAGUCAGAUAAUGAACAAUCCAAUUUAAAUGUGGGUGUCUUUGGAGGUUUGGAGUCCAUGAUUCGAGAAGCCAGAAGAUCUGCAGAGGCCUCAAAACCGAAGCCAAAACUAAAAGCAGAAAAGGAAAAUGAUCCUGCUGGAACCAAAGAUGGAUCUUCUGAGGGGGCGAAAAAGGAAAAUAGACUUUUAAAGGAAGAAAAUAUCAGUCGUGAGAAACAGCGACUGCUGAAGUCUGAUUUGUCAAGGGCUAGUCCGUCCCUGGUUCGCUCAGAUGCUGAAGUAAAUGCUAUUGGAAAAAGAACAGUGGUCAGUAAACAACUGUCAGAUGUUGAAGACAGACUCAGAAAACACAAUUUCCUCUUGACAAAAGAUGAAUCUCUUCUAUCAAAUUUGUUACAACAAGAAGCAAAGAAGAAAGAAGCACUGCGUCAAGCUGAAGCCAAAUAUAUGAAGCACAAAGAACAGUUGCAGGCAGCUGAAAAGAUUGUGAAUGCUAACAGAAUGCUUCUUAAAAAGCUUCAAGAACAGAUCCAUAAAGUAAAACAUCGAAUACAGGUUAAAAAGAAUUUAUCAGUAAGAUAUGAAGAAUUUGCAAGAGCAAAAGCUGUUGCUAGUCAAGAAGUGGGGAAACGUAAACGUGAACAAGAUUCCUUUGUUGCUAACAAGAAUAUCCGGUUGGAUGGCUCGUCUAAACAUGUGGCAAUCUUAAAGAAACAAUCUGCUGAAUACAUAGCUAUGGAGAAAAAACGUUUGCAGCAACUUGAAUAUGAGUAUCGGCUGAAGAUUCAAAAACUGAAGGAGGCACAGGCCUUAAGGAAUGCCGGGCAACCUGAUUUGCAAGGGAUAGAGGAAGAGCGUGCAUUUGUGGUGUCCCAGCCUUCUCUGCAUGACCUAACACAGGAUAAACUUGUUCUUGACACUGAAGAAAAUGAUGCAGAAGAUGAAGUGCAGUCCCCGUCUCUAAGGGAACGAAGGAGGUCAUUCCGAGAAUCAAACUCUUUUACUAAGCCAAAUCUCAAGCACAAAGAUCUAAGUCAGGGGAAAGAAACUUUAAGCAAGCCUAUGAAGAAAAGCUUUGACGAACCUGAGCUGUUUCUUGGGCUCAAUAUUGAUGAUCUCAAAAAGCUUCAUGGAGAGGCUGAUGACUUGAAAACAUUGCUUCAGAAGACUUCACUAUCAGUGUCUUCCAAAGAGAAACCUGUGUAUGGCCAGGAGAUUCCUGUGGAUUUGGAUAUAGUAUUGGCACAGUCAAGACAAACUGAUUUGAAGCCAACUGCCUUUGGACCGUAUAAUAGCCCGCUUUUGGUCUUCAAAUCUUACAGGUUCAGUCCUUACUUUCGUAACAAGGAAAAACUUCUGAUUAGUUCAGUCUCCUACAGCAACUUGAUUGACCCCAAACAAAGUUUCUGUCGCUUUGAUUUAACUGGUACAUGCAAUGAUGAUGAUUGCCAAUGGCAACACAUGAGAGACUGCAUUUUAAAUCAAUGCCAGCUGUUUCAAGAUCUUCUCUCCUACAAUUUAUCUCUGAUUAAAUGUUCAGAUUUUAGUACAGAUGAAGAAAUCAGGGUUGCAGCAGAAAAUUAUGUGGAUAAACAGUUCGGCAAAAACAAAGAUCGUAUGACCACGGAUGAGAUGGCUGUUCUCCUUGUUAGCCAAGUGAAUGAGAGUACUGGUCACACACCUCCUUUUACAACGUUCAAAGACAGAAGGAAAUGGAAGCCCCAGAUUUUGAGAAAGCAAGUUUCUGAGAGUGGCACCAUUAAUGGCAGCGAUGAUGAACAAAAUUCUGGGCCAAUAAGAUAUGCCAAGUCUGUGGAACAUUCAUGGCCUGGAACCCAUGCUUUGGAUGCAGUUAUUACCCCAGAUGAUGUUCGGUAUUUUGCAGCAGAGACUGAUGACAUUGCCAAUCUUGAAACCAGUGUGAUGGAGAAUCCCCAAGAUGUGCAGCUUUGGAUUAAACUUGCGUACAAAUACAUGAAUCAAAAGGAAGGGACUCCAACAGAAUGUUUAGAUGCAGCACUGAAUGCUUUAGCUCGAGCACUUGAAAUUAACAGAACAGAUCCUGAAAUUUGGUGCCAUUAUCUCAACUUGUUUUCAAAACGAGGUACAAAGGAAGAGGUUCAAGAAAUGUGCGAGACAGCUGUACAGUAUGCCCCUACAAAUGCUGUUUGGUGGACUUAUUUGACGCUCGAGAAUUCCUUUGAUGGAAAAGACUAUGUGUGCAGUCGAAUUGUGCAGUUCCUAAUGGAAACAAUUGAAAAAUCUGAAAAAUCUGAAAUUCUGUCUUUUCAACUACUUCAAUCCCUCCUUUUUUGGGUGCAAUUAAGUCUCUUUACUGGAAGGCAUCAGAAUGCACUGGCCAUCUUUCAG